This is a messenger RNA of Coniophora puteana RWD-64-598 SS2, 1668 nucleotides long. RefSeq names its product HET-E. The coding region runs from base 1 to 1668 and encodes 555 amino acids. NCBI's taxonomy places the organism in Eukaryota, Fungi, Basidiomycota, Agaricomycetes, Boletales, Coniophoraceae. Gene Ontology annotation, molecular function: protein binding. The transcript is spliced from 2 exons. The record is from RefSeq and is a predicted model, not a curated record.
AUGGAGGGUGCAAGCUUCCAGCCAUUCAAGGGCCACACUGGCUGGAUUCUCGCACUCGCAUACUCACCUGACGGUACACUCCUCGCCACCGGGGCCCCUGACGAUACAGUUCGGUUGUGGAACACGGAAACAGGCCGCCAAGUAGGCGAUGCUCUGGAAGGGCACGCCGAAUCCGUCACAGCCGUCGCUUUCUCUCCUAAUGGACGCCACCUCGCGAGCGGCUCUGAUGACUCCUCCAUGCGUGUCUGGGACGUCGACACGCGUCAGACGGUCAUGGGUCCACUGGAGGGGAAAAAAGACUCGGUGCACGUUCUGCAGUAUUCGCCUGACGGUGUGCUCAUUGCGAGCGGGAGUGAAAAGGGCGUUCUCAAGUUGUGGACCGCACGCGAAGGCAAAUGCGUGGCGACGUUCAAGCACCCGCGCAGCGUCAACUCUAUUACGUUCUCUCCGAGCGGGAAGCACGUCACGACUUCCUCUGACGACUUGCUUAUCCGUGUUUUGACUGUGGACGGUCUCAAGAUCGUCCGCGAGCUGUCUGGGCAUCGAGAAAUGGUGCGAAGCGUUCAGUACUCGCCUGAUGGGUGUACCCUAGCCAGCGCGUCGGAUGACUGCACCAUCCGCCUUUGGAAUGCCGAAUCUGGCGAGCUGGUACAAGAGCCUCUGCGCGGACACAAGUACUGGGUCACCAGCAUAUCGUUCUCGCCUGAUGGGCAGCAACUAGUCAGCUGUUCGGGCGACGAGUCUAUUCGUAUCUGGGACGUCAUAUCUGGAGAAUGCACCUCGGGACCGCUGUAUGGGCAUAAAGGGCGGGUAUCGACUGUAUGUUGUUCUCCAGAUGGAAGAGAGUUUGCUUCCUGUGGCGAAGGCGGCGUGCAUAUUUGGAGCCUACAUGAUAGAAAACAGCCAAAAUGUCUUUCUGGGCACACAAGAAACAUACGAGUGAUUAGGUUUACUCUCGAUGAUGCACGUCUCAUCAGUGGAGGAGACGACAAGACCAUCCGAAUAUGGGACGUAGAAUCGAGCGCAUCGUUGCACGUCAUCGAGGGGCACACCAACGCUGUCAGGUCUCUAAACAUCUCGGCUGACGGUGCUCGGCUGGUGAGCGGAUCUAAGGACAUGACUGUGCGUUUCUGGGACCUCGAAUCGUACCAAGCUCUAGGGGAGCCUCUCCAACACGAGGGCGGAGCUAUGGCUGUCUGCUUUACGCCUGAUGCUUCGCAAGUCUUGAGCGGGUCUUCCGACGGAUCGGUCCGAAUAUGGGAUAUCUCGAGCAGAGAGCAGACUCUUAUCUUCAAGCACGAAAAAGCACUCAACUGUAUACGAUUCUCAUCCGACGGUUCCAAGUUCCUGAGUGCAUCGGACGAUGGGCAAGUUCGUGUGUGGGAGGCUACCCCCAGAAAACUCCUCCAGACUCUGCAGCACGACAACAGGGUGUAUUGCGCCGCGUUUGCGCCAGAUGGGACUCGGAUCGUGAGCGGCACGUUUCGUGGCAACGUUGGCGGUGAUCUUCGCCUGUGGAGGGUGAAGGACGGGCGUCUUCUGCUCCCCAAGGUUUGUAUCCCUUAUAUCAUCUUUCUUGGCGAGCUAACCAGCGAUGUUAUCAUCACUCACAGCAACUCAUCGAGGAAGCAGCUGGUGCAGAUAACGAUGUACGGACGCCCGAGGUAG